GCGGGGCUCGGGGCAGGGCCGGGGCGGGACGCGGGACGCGCCGCGCGGCUCCCCCGGCCGCGGCCCGCUCCCUGCCCUUCCCGCGGGCACAGCUGUGGGGCCGGCGGCGGCCGAGGCGCGGAGUGGCGGGACGAGGAGGAAGCAGUGCGGAGCCUAGUUUCGGGGCGGCGGGAGCCGGUGGGGGCCCGGCGAGGAGGGCUGGAGGUGGCGGGGCCCGGCGAGGCCACGAUGAAGCCGAACGGCGAGGACGAGGAGGCGCCCGCCGGGGGCCCCUGGGAGGAGUGCUUCGAGGUGGCCGUGCAGCUGGCGCUGCGGGCGGGACAGAUCAUCAGGAAAGCCCUUUCUGAGGAAAAACGCGUCUCAACAAAAACAUCAGCUGCAGACCUGGUGACAGAAACGGAUCACCUUGUGGAAGGUUUAAUUAUUUCCGAGCUGCAAAAGAGGUUUCCUUCGCACAGGUUCAUUGCUGAAGAGGCUGCAGCCGCCGGGGCCAAGUGUGUGCUCACCCCCAGCCCCACCUGGAUCGUCGACCCCAUUGAUGGCACCUGCAACUUUGUGCACAGAUUUCCCACCGUGGCAGUAAGCAUUGGAUUCGCUGUAAACCAAGAGCUGGAAUUUGGAGUGAUUUACCACUGCACAGAGGAGCGGCUGUACACAGGCCGGAGGGGCCGGGGCGCCUUCUGCAACGGCCAGCGACUCCGGGUCUCCGGGGAGACAGAUAUCUCCAAGGCCUUGGUUCUAACGGAAAUUGGCCCCAAACGUGACCCUGCCACUCUGAAAUUGUUCCUGAGCAACAUGGAGAGGUUACUCCACGCCAAAGCUCAUGGGGUCCGAGUUAUCGGGAGCUCCACCUUGGCACUCUGCCACCUGGCCUCGGGGGCUGCGGAUGCUUAUUACCAGUUUGGCCUGCACUGCUGGGACCUGGCUGCCGCCACCGUCAUCAUCAGAGAAGCAGGUGGCAUCGUGAUGGACACUUCAGGUGGACCUCUCGACCUCAUGUCUUGCAGAGUGGUGGCUGCGGGCACCCGAGAAAUGGCGACGCUCAUAGCUCAGGCCUUACAAACGAUUAACUAUGGGCGGGAUGAUGAGAAGUGAAAGGGAGCAGAGGGGCAGAGAAAUGUGACCCAAGGACUGGGCCCUCCUGGGAAUGCUGAGGCUGGCGGCGAGCCCUGGGACAAAGCUGCCUCCAGCAGUCUGCACACAUCAAGUGUCUCUGACCACCCCCAAGAGGAGGUGUUUUGCUAAAGUAUGUGGCUUUUUGGUUAAAUCCACGUCUUUCACCGGGAUUCGGUGUUUAGCUGGUGUCUCUCUUUAAUCUCACAUAGCCUUUAUCAGGUUAGUACACAUUCUUCUAUCAGGGCCAAAAUCCAAAUCUCGUGUGACAUACGUAUUGAAAAUUGAGUCUUGAUUUUUUUUCCUCCAGAAUGCAAAUCUCAGGUAAUAAGGCUUUAGAACUGCUGAUGAAGCGGACUUGUUCUCAGGCCCUCCCCCAUGGUACUUCAGAAUGCAAUAAAAUCAAAAUAAUGGCGCUCUGCU
This is a messenger RNA of Acinonyx jubatus (cheetah), 1536 nucleotides long. RefSeq names its product inositol monophosphatase 2 (gene IMPA2). Bases 229 to 1095 code for a protein of 288 amino acids. Gene Ontology annotation, molecular function: inositol monophosphate 1-phosphatase activity. NCBI's taxonomy places the organism in Eukaryota, Metazoa, Chordata, Mammalia, Carnivora, Felidae. Gene Ontology annotation, biological process: signal transduction; phosphatidylinositol phosphate biosynthetic process; inositol metabolic process. The transcript is spliced from 8 exons. The record is from RefSeq and is a predicted model, not a curated record.